Molecule: messenger RNA, 618 nt
Organism: Odontomachus brunneus
Lineage: Eukaryota; Metazoa; Arthropoda; Insecta; Hymenoptera; Formicidae
Gene: mRpS14
Product: 28S ribosomal protein S14, mitochondrial
Exons: 3
Coding region: 90-488 (132 amino acids)
Biological process (GO): translation
Cellular component (GO): mitochondrial small ribosomal subunit; ribosome
Molecular function (GO): structural constituent of ribosome
Source: RefSeq, a predicted model, not a curated record
ACUAAUUUCUAUAGAGGGCGCAUCGAUAAAAAUAUCCUCAUGAUUGCUCCCAAACCUCUCUCUAGCAAGAAACAACUGACUCGAUAAACAUGGCGGCGUUGAGAAGAUGCAUUUCAGGUGUUUGCAGUAUUCUAUCGAAUAGUAUAAAUUUGUCAGGAUGUAAUUUUCAGCAGACACGAAAUCAUAUUAACGCCAGAAUGAAACGAGACAUGAAGCGCAGGCGUUGGACAAAGAAAUAUGCAGAGGAACGUUUGCGAUUAGUUGUCAUGAAGCGAAAUGAUAUCUUGCCGAUUGAAAUAAGAGAACUUGUAAGCAAACAGAUAGAUGAAACAAUUCCCAGACAGACUGCUCUGAGACAAUUGACACCAAGAUGUGUAGUGACUUCUCGUGCUUACGGCACUGUGCACAGAUGGAGAAUAUCGAGAUUCAUCUUCCGCGAUUUGAUCGAUUACAAUAAAAUGGCUGGAAUGCAACGUGCCAUCUGGUAGGACAGUACAUGUUGAACUGUACGCUGUUCCUUCAGUGUGUAUACAUAUUAGUGAGAUAUAUCAUAUAUAUGUAUGAAUAGAUGUGAUGUACAAUUAUAGAAAACAAAUCUAAUUCUUAUUUCUUAUUGUA